AUGGAGGUGGAUGAUGGAGGAAUGGAUAGUGUGUUGGAGUAUCUGCAGGAGGUGGAGAGGAAGGCUGAGGAUGUGUUGGGGGACAGAAGGCAGAUCGUAGACCUGGACAUCAAGAGGAACCAGAACAGAGAGGCUUUGAGGGCUCUGAGCAAAGACACCGAUAAAUCAGAGGUGGUAACCGUUUGCUUUGGCAGCAUGUUCAUCGAUCUGCCAAAAAACAAAACCAAAGAAAUGAUUCAGCGAGAUCAGGAGCAGUUGGAUAAGGAAAUCGAUACAAUUCGCUCACAGCUGCCAGGAAAAGUGAACCAACUCUAUGAAGCACAAGGAAAGCCUGAGCUGAAAGGAUUCAACCUGACUGCACUGGACCCAGACGAAAUGAAGGCAAUUAAGAAAGUUCUGAAUGGAUAA
Molecule: messenger RNA, 408 nt
Organism: Staurois parvus
Lineage: Eukaryota; Metazoa; Chordata; Amphibia; Anura; Ranidae
Source: the annotation of a GenBank genome assembly